AUGGUUCCUCCUUUUGGGACCAGCUUCCUAACUGAGAGGAAACAAAGUGUGAAGAUAGGUAGUGUGAAAUCAGACUGGCAACGCAUUAAUGCUGGUGUACCACAAGGCACAAAACUUGGUCCAGUUUUAUUUGUCAUUAUGAUUAACGAUCUGAGCACCAAAUGUGACACAUUCAAAUAUGUAGAUGACACCACAAUUCUAAGCUACGGGAAUACCAAACUGCAGGACAAUCUCCCUGAUGCAACAACAGAACUCACUCUCUGGUCCCAUGCUAAUAAACUAACAAUAAAUACUACCAAGACCAAAGAGAUCAUAUUUGAUUUCUCCAAAAAAGGACAAAACUACACCCUUACAAAUGUGUGCCAAGCUUGUUCAGCCUUGGUCACGUGCACGGUCACGUGCACCGAUUGUGACGACACAGUGAUUAAUCCGGAUUUGUCGAGUCACAGGGAUUGGGUAAUAGACUGGUUUAAAAACCGCGACGGAAUUCGUGCCCUUUUACAUUCGGGACUGACAGCAAGACGUGAAGGAGACAAAAAAGAUAAAAAUAUGAAGAACUUUAGCACACAAUUAGUCCUAGUAGUAUUUCUCCUGAUUUCUGGAGAUAUUUUGGAGGCUCAGGGCGGACGGAAAAACCAGGAACGUCGUCUAAAAAGGCUACUGCGCCUUCAGGCUUCAUCGAGCGUCCCCCUUGCGAACGACGCGCCGGCUGCGGGCUCUGAUGGCGAUUCCUCGAAGGUGAUAGGGCAACUACAGAGCACGGUGGGGACCUUGGGCAGGCAACUUAUCAUGCAGCAGCUGUUUGUAGAGGAAAGAAUACGGUCUGAGGGGAGCUCGGGGAUAAAACAGAUCAGACUUCAGACGGACGGCACGCGGCCGUACCACUCCACGACGUACACCGGUAACAGCGCCGUCAGUAUUCAUAACCAUGCUAACUACGACCGCACCAUAGGGAUGGGAGAGUUUGCCGCCGUCUUGAACGGGGUGGAGUUCCGGACCAGGCAUAACGAUUACAAGUUCGUCAUGCCAUGCCGGAGAAGCAAAGAUUUUCACUGCACAGAGGAUAUCCCUUUCCCUGAUGUGCCACCAGAGGUCAGGAAUAAAGCCACGGUGCAGGAACAGAUAGCGGAGAUGAAGGAGUGGUUCAAAGCCUGGAAAAAUCAAGACAAAUCUCACAGAGAUUACACUAAAUACUUCAAAGCCAACCUUUGCUACUUAGAAGGAGCCUGGAUGAAAAGUUCAGCACCUUUAGAAGAAUCCUUCGACAGUGACCGCCACUUUUUGGACGCCACGGACUGGUUUGACCUGCACGAGAAGGCUCGCUUCAGCGCGUACUCUGGUCGCAAGGACAACCUUGAGAACUUUGCCUAUCUUCCCGUCACCAUUUCCGAUCUCAUCAACGGCACGAUUCCCGAGCUUGCGCAGUGGAACUACCGGAUAUUAUGUCAUCCUCUGAAGAAGGACAUACCGUUCAGCCACUUCCGGACCGUGGACGACCUUCAUUCCAGAAUGGCCUACAAAUCCAGCAUGGCGCUACAAACCGGGUCACGAAGAGCGAGGUUCCAACUAAACCCUGACAACCGCGGGUACUGGGGAGAAGAGAAGGCGUAUCAGCGUAGUUUUCUGGACGAGCUGAUGGAGCAGAUCCCAGGCAAGGACAAUUAUCCAGCUAAUAUAACAGACGACAUCUUUGGUUACACGGCCUUCACCUUGGACCCGGACGAAGACGGCAACGACCGCGUGCUGAAUGCCGGUUACUACCAUCGUUGGUUUAAAGUCGCUAAAAGGGGAGCAAACGGCUUAACACAGAUGCAUCGUAGCUACGCCGACCAGAACAUCUUCAUGGCUAUGACAACACAAGAGAAAGUAGCCGGUCUAAGUAUUAAAGAUUGUAAACUAAGGAAGAAAAAGAGGAGAGUGCAAGACUGCGGCGGAGUAGAACAGAAGUGGACCUAUUCUAUCCCCCUGGAGAUCGUGUAUUCAACGCCUCAGCUUUCCUGGAACCCUUACAACCUGCACUUCAAAGGAGACGCCAAGUCCGACCUUGGGAAGACUGUGAGAGAGGGGCCAAACGGGUCUGUCCGUAGUGGAAAGAUGGAAGCCAACUUGGCAUUUAAUGGUACCAACGCUGCCCUAUACUACCAAACUCCAGUAGAGUUCUACACCAACGAGGAUAAGGACGCUGCAGACACCAUGAGAUAUGGAGGCGUUGGAGUCUUGGACAGACAAGGCGAAGUAAAAUCGGUAGAUGCCUCUGGUUUUCGAAUUGAACUUAACAUAAAUGGUGUUGGUGAAAUUCGUCAGAGAUGGCCUAUAAUGCCCGUGUCGGUAGAGGGCAGCACCAUCAUGAAGGAGAUCGAGGCACUAAAGGACAUGGUCAUGGAGCAGCGGAAGUACAUCAGCUUGUACCGUGAAUUACCGAUUGCCCUGUCCUCUGAUAAUGCCACGGAAUAUGCUCCAACUCUGCGCGACAUCGAGCUCGAAACAACGGUCGCCACGGAGGACCCGCCUGGCCCCCAUACCCACAUGGUACGACUGACUGCUGACCACAUCAAAAUCAUGAAAGAAGAUGGCCGCGCCGUCAAUGUAAUGACGUCAACAGACUUUGGGCAUUUUCACCAGCUGAGGGUCAGAUACGUUAAACGAUGUGACUGCUUCCGCAUAUCUAAGUGUGACAACCAAAGAGGUGAUUGCUGGGACGGACACUCAGUGUGGCUCACCCCUACGGCAGGCUAAUAAAUGCGCAUGCGUACAGACACCGGCUAGUUCCUGAAGGUUGUCAGACAAUCUGCAACAUAGAAACAGUUCAUGAAUAUUCCAGACACCAAAUGUUUACCUUAUAGUUUUAUGUGUAAUAGAAGAUCAUGUGAUGAUUUUAUUUUAUUUAUCUAUUCAUCUUUUAUGGGGGUAGCUUGGAAAUGGAGUUGGCAAGCACAAGUGUGGGAUGAUGUUUUAUUUGUAGUUUAUUUAAUAUUUGGUUGCAUCCAUUGUCAGUCAUUGCACGCUAGUAAACCAGUUUGAAUAAACCCAGCUCUUACAAACUGUCUUC
Molecule: messenger RNA, 3049 nt
Organism: Lingula anatina
Lineage: Eukaryota; Metazoa; Brachiopoda; Lingulata; Lingulida; Lingulidae
Source: RefSeq, a predicted model, not a curated record